AGUGUAGGGAGAUGCAGGGACUCACUAUGAGGGGGAACUUUGUUACUAUGAAACUUAGGACUAUUUGCAAAAUAUUGUAAAAAUUACCAAAAUCCCUCGUGAAUCCAUAACCUGCCCCUAGGGUGUGAGGUUUUUAGUUUAGUUUGCCCGGAAAGGGCCUCUACACUCACUAUUCUUACACUUUUUUGAAAGAAUGUGUGAGACAGACAGUUAGCCAGCUAGCUAGCUAGCUGAGAGGUGAUACAGGCGGCAGGAGAACAAAAGAUUUUUUUUGCGUUUUGACCGGUUGUACUGACACCAAGUCCAUGCAGAACGUGUCAUUACCAUCACAAUGCCCGUUUUACUUUUUCUGAUAGACACGUCCGCUUCAAUGAACCAGCGCACCCAUCUGGGCACUACCUAUCUGGACAUAGCAAAAGGCGCUGUUGAGACUUUUAUGAAGGUACUGUAACCACGGGACACAUUCAUAUUGGGAGAUCCCGAGCGGGAUUGUACUGUUGCAAGCUCGCCUGUCAAACCUGAUCUCUCGAUAAAUAAUUGUCUACUAUUUCCACAGCUCAGAGGGAGAGAUCCGGCGAGCCGAGGGGACCGGUACAUGUUGGUAAAUUUUGAAGACGUUCCGUUCGGGAUAAAGGUAGAGUUUGUUUUCGGGUCAUGUCCAGCUUUACAUUGCGCAGAUUGACUGUCCCUCCAUCGCUCCACCACGUUGUGAUCACUACAUCAAUUGUGUAGAGGAAAUCUUCAGGAGGAGCUUUCAUACCCCUUUUAAAACAUGGCCGACAUUUUGUUUCAAUGUGAGCAGCAAGGAACUCUGGGUGUUAUUUAUACAGCGAGGUGAUAUCUGGGGGGAGAAGGAGGAGGAAGAGGAGGAGGAGGAGGAGGGGGUGACAGACUAGCUUACUUUACUUGUUUAGACCAAAUUGUCACUUGAGUUACUGCACAUUACGCUACUUUGUAAUUCUCUCUCACAAACAUCGGUGAGGACGGCUGCAGUGCUGUCAAACACUGGCUUGUUAAAAAGAAGUGACCUACAUCAUGUUUAUCAUAAAAAAUGACAACAUUAAAGUUAACCAUUAACUUCAGCUGAUGUUAUCAAGUGGUCACAACAGUGGGGUGCUUAUUUAAUCUCAUCCCAGUUGUAAUUAUGAAAUGCUUUGUCUUUGUUUUCUUCCCUUUUUCUAUACAGGCUGGAUGGAAAGAGAGUCAUGCCACAUUCAUGACAGAGCUGAGGAACCUCCAAGCAACCGGACUCACAACUAUUGGCCAGUCUUUGAGGACCGCUUUUGAUUUACUCAAUCUCAAUAGAUUAGUGACUGGGAUAGACAACUAUGGACAGGUAUGUAGUACCAAAGAGGCAGGAAAUUAGGGUUAUAAAGAGUUAUGAAAAAGUUGCUAAAUAGCCCAAACAGACCCCCUUUCACCCACUCGCUGCUCCCCUUCCCCUACUCCCAGUCUUACAAGCAUCAACCACCUGCAUACUGUGACCCCACACACUCUCAUGACACAAAUAUAACAGGAGGAAAAAGUGCAGGAGAGAUAAAUAACUUAUUUUUUACUUGAGUAACUUUUAGUAAUCUCACCAUCAACCUGGUGACAGGAGGAAAAAGUGCAGGAGAGAUAAAUAACUUAUUUUUUACUUGUGUAACUUUAAGUAAUCUCACCAUCAACCUGGUGAUUUAAGCUUGUGUUUCAUUAUCUCGUACUCAGAGUUAUGAAUUUAAAAUACUAUAAUUUAAAUAUAACCUAAAAGUGAAAAUGGCAUUUAAAGAAACGAUGUGCAAAAUUAAUUGCAUUCAACAAAACAGGCUUGGUAAAACUAGAAAACUCUACCUGUGAGUUUAUUUAAAUUAUGUUUAAUCACUUAAAUAUAAUAUAUAAGGAUACAUAUUUUUUAAAUUAAAGUGAGCUUCUUAUAUCUUCAUGCAAUAAGACCCCUUUCCACCGAGUCUACCAUCCUAAACCUCAAUGUUUCUCUACCUUCACGGCGCAGACAAAUUAGUAACACAUGCGUUGUUGUGUUAUCAGUUAAGUGGCAGCCUGAAAUGCACUAGUUUUAAGGCUAAGGAGAAGAUAGUGGUGUUGUGCACAAAAGAAUUUGUGUUGAUGGAUAAUUUUGAUAGCAAAAAAAAAACUUGACAAAUGGAGGAUUGUACUCAUCUUGCAUCACAGCAACUUUUUGUCUUCAAAGGCCACCAUCCUUUUGCUUACAGGAGGGGUGAGCAAGAGGAGAGCUACUGUCUACAAUCUGACUGCUAUUUACUUUGAAAUUUUCAAUUUUUAUACGCUGUACCUUUAAAUUGAAACAUAUUCCUGUAGCCUAGAAGGGGAAAAAACGAUUUAAAAGUAUUAGCUGUUAUGCUCUUAAGUUUUAUUUGUUAGCAGCAUCUAGUUAACAAUGCACUCUAACAUAGCAGAUCUCUGUGAGGGUUACCAGUCUCGGCUUUUUACUGUUUCUGAGAAGUGUUGACCCACAUUGAAAGUGCAUCGUGUCGUAUUUAGCAGAUCAGACUUGGUAUAAAUGGCGUAUAAAAUAAUAUUUAAAAUAGUGUACCUGUUGUGAGUCAAAAGACAAGUAGUAGAAAAAGAGAGCGGUUAUCAUGCACAAAAAUUUAGUUAGUGCUGACUGACAUUUUGAAGGUUUAAACUUGACAAAGGGAGGAUAAAAGUUAAAUGUACCACCAUGUUACCAGGGGCAAGGUGGGGUUACCAAGGUGACGUUUCAGUCCAGAAUCGAAACACUAGAUAUCACAAAAUGUUCUCAUAGUAAAGUUAGCAGUGCUGUUGAGUUGUAUUUUUUUUUGCCUCGAGAGGUUUUUCUGUUAUUUCGGUGACCUUAACUGGCAUGAAUGAGGUGAGAUGAAAUUUCGAGACACUUAUAAGUAUGAGUCCGCCUUCUGAGAUAACCUUAAAUGUCAGUCAGCACCUUUCAAAAAAUGAAAAAAAUGUAGCUUUGCAAAUUUUGUGAGGGUAUGAUUAAUAGCUUGGCUGCCUUUUUGUUGAAUGGACUACUUUUUUCAUGGGAGACCUUAAAAAUGGCAAAAGAGCUACUUUUUGCUUGGAGGGAACGGCUUUAAGUUGAAUUUUUCUGCUGCCUGCUGCGCCUGGUGAGCAGAUUGUCAGACUUGGAAAAAGUAUAUAUAUUUUUCAAUUUGUGUUGCUGGUGGUGAGAUGUAGACAGAUCUGUAAAGGUUCUGCAGCUGGGAUCAUUUUUCUAUUCAUGUCAGGAGCAAAUGGGGAUUAACCUCACAAGAAAGUCUCUGAAUAAUUUAUAUAUUCUCUACCCUAGAUUACAUUUUUUUUGUACGCUCAAAAAAGGCGUUUCACAGCUCAAUCAGAAAUGCACUUUAAGCCACAAGUCCUCAGUGUUAUGAACAUUUAGCUGCUCAAAUCAGCCAGAACUUGUGAGUUCGGAACAAGUCUCUCCUCCAGCUGAGCGGCAGAGUCGAUUCACAGCUGGAAACCUGCAUUCUCAUAACAUUAAUUGUGGCUGAAUACGGAAAAACAAAUCCUCAUUGAGCCCACAAAGUCUGUAACUAAUUCAGUAUGGCUGGCCUUCUUCCAGAAAGUGCCGCCUAAUGACAUCACCAGUUGAAGUCUCUGUGGUCAAAUUUCCAGUUCGGGGAGGUAGUAGUCGAAGAAAUAGCUGUGUGAGAUUGUGUUUAUGGUUUGAAACACAGAUUUAUCAGCAAUAGAUGACAAAACUGUCUUUCAGUGUGUUGUUACAAAAAGUCAAGAGGGGUUCUGCCCUGAUUUAGCCUUGUGAGGAAGAAAAAAUAAACAAAGAAAGUCCCAGACAUGUAAGAUUUACAAAUAAGAUAGCCUCUGCUACGCUUACAGGAUGGUUACUGUUGAUUGACGAGAUGAGUCCCUAUCUUGUUAACAUACAAUCUGGACACCUGUUGAGGUAAGGAUGAGGAUGGGAACACUAGUAAACAUAGCUGACAUCUCGUGGGUAACAAACAGGAGAUCCCACUGUCUACGUAAUACAUGCUGUUCAUACAUACAUACAGCAUACAUAAUGCAUGUUAAGGCACCCUCGGGGAGUUUGAAUGUCAAAUGCCAUCAACACUGUCAAGCUGGCAGCAGUAAAAUGAACUCAGAGGGCCUGAGAGCAUACACAUGCAUACACACACACAAACAGCUCUGUGCUGAGGUUAAGGUUACUGUGUCCUGCAGUGGUCACUGCUGACCUCUAAUGACUGGCUGAUUUAACUGUUUUUUUAUUUAUUUAUUUAAUGACCCGCUCUCUCCUCUCUGCCCUAUUCAGAGCUGAAAUAAGGUCGCUUUCAGAACAGGUGACACAAUCCCUGUUACACUCCAACCUAACUUUGACAUUAUAACCCAUUCUGUAAUUACCAGAAAGUGCUUUAUUUGCUUAUUAUACCCUUUUCAAAAAGAGUGGUACACUGAUGAAAGACUGAAACUUGCAAUUAUAUUCAUAUUCAACUCUUAUUUUGUUAGAUUUGUAGCUCAAACUACAAAGAAAUUCACUUUAUCAUUUAUAUCUGAAAAAGAAAAGUGCCAAAUUCUCAUGUGAGAAAAGUUAGACUCACAACCCAGCAUGUAUUCAGAAGUUCACAUUCAUCUAAUCCCACACCCUUUCUUCCUCUGGUUAUUCAACUUUCUUUUGAGGAGGUUAACUACCUUCGUCUUUUAAAACUAAUCCAGUUUUAUAGUUUUAAUUGUUGUCUAUUUUUCCCGAAAAUAUACUGUUAAAAUUAUAUCAUUAACAUACUUUUUACCAAUUAGUUUUAAUUAAGAAAGCAUAUAUAUAUAUAUAUAUAUAUAUAUAUAUUCCUUGUUCAUGUUUAACCCCCCCCCAAAAAAAACCCACUAUAUUUUUAAUCAUAAUUUAUUCCUUCAUUUAUUAUUUAUUUUUAUGUAUUUUUAAAAACUUUUUUAUUAAUUAUUUUUUUAUUUUAUUGAUUAAUUAUUCUUAACAUUAUAUUUUGACUUUAUAUAUUAACUUCAUUAACCUUAUAUUUUUAUUGUUUCAUUGAUUUUCAAAUCUCUAAUUCCUUGUUAGUAAUUUAUUCAAAUGAAUUUAUCCCUGUUAAACUUAACCCCUAAUUUAAUUGAAAAUGGUGCAGAGAAACAACUUUGAGACUGAAAAUGUAUAAAAAGCAUAUGCUCAUUUUAAAUUUGUUGCCAGCCUCACAUUUCAAAACAACUAAGAAAGGAGUAACAAAUCAGUAAAAAUGUCGUGUUGCUAAAAAAAAACUUGAGUAGCAGCUCACAACUAGUUUGGUCUCUUUUCAAUAUAGAUAAUGUGUUAUAUUCUUUUAAAAAAACAUUUAAUUUUACAGUUUCAGCAUCAAUUAUGUUGUCGUUGCACUAUUUUCAGGCAGAGUUUAAAUGAUUUCCAAAUCAUAAAAUUCUGUUUUUUUAUCAACGUUUGACACACUCUCCCUGUUGGUGGCAGUUUUGCUGCUUAUCAGCUCAAUGAAGAAAAAAACAUUGUUGCUUAUGUUCAGUGUUUUAUGACUUCACCAUUUUAAGCAUUACUUUACUAUUGUGAGCUGCUUACCGCUUUUUUUUUUUUUAACCUUUUCUGCCUUUAAAUGAAGCCUUACUAAUUGAUUGUGAAAGAUUUUUUAAGUGAGGUUGAACCAGAGUGCAUCAGCAUUAGAUUUAUUUACAUAUGAGCAGAUAAUGUGCUUAACUUUUCUGCUAGUUUUAAUAUUGGGGAGUCGGUACAUGCUUUGUUUAUCAGUGCUGUGGUCGCUGGAUAAAUGCAGGGUCUUGGGUGCAGAUGCUUGCGAGAAAGCUAAUUUCCUCCUAGACAAAGAGACCUCAUCAGGUGCAGCUCUCUUUACUCUGAUCAGUCAAAUAUGAGAAAGCUUCAGUCAGCCGUCUGAUGACUUACACACACUUUCUGUCUGCGUUAUCUCAGUCAGUUUUUCUUCCUCAGCUGUAAAUCAAAGCGACGAGGAGGCUUUUGAUCAGCUGGUGUUUUCUAUCUGAAGUGUCCCGCUUAAUAAGUCAUCAUGGUCUGCUUUUGUUUUUCCUCUUUAAUUCAUAAAGAAAAGUCGACUUUGAUAUUCAUCCUUGAGAUGUUCAGUGGGGCAGAGAGGGAGACGACAAAGGGGGAGUCGGGCUGCUGUGGAGGAGUUAAUAUUGCCCUGGAGGGCUUCUUGCUACAGUAACAAAGAACCCUCCAGGUUGCCAGGCAUCUGAGAUGACUCUCCCCUGGGAGUUGAAGAGAAGCAUGGAGGUAGAGAGCGAGACAGGCAGCAGGGUAAUCCUGACACUGAUCAUGCUUUCAUUAAGCGAACAGCAAAGGAGGGAGAAGACGGGGGAGGAAAUGAUAUGACCGGUGAUGUUGGGUCGUAAGUUAACUUGUCAGAGGGGUGAUAAACAGAGUAUUAAUGGAGCUCAGCCUGUCUGCCAUUAUGUUAACUGACCAGAGAUCCUCAUGUAGGACAACCUGGCUGACCUAGCUGCCUGUCAGCCACAGAUAAUCCAAGCUAGGGUUUCAAAUGAUUCUACAUUUACAGUCUCUUUUGUAAUUAUGAGGUCUGUUAGAUCGCUCAAAAAGCCAUCCUGAUUUCCCAAGAGCUUAAAAAGUAUCAAAUCGCUUCAUUUUUUAAUGACCCCAAACCUAAAGUUGGCUUUCACUGAAAGAUCCUGUGAGGAACUCGUGGUUUGCUUUGAUGUUGGUAUCUUUCAUCGCUUGUUUUGUAAUAUGAAUUUAUGAAUUUAUUUCACAAAAAUUUUCCUCUCCAUUUCUGUAACCGUUAAAUUGAUCGCUUAUAAAAUACCUUGCGGGUGAAAACACAAAAGUUUGUUUUUGUUGCAUGCUGUAGAUCACCAAAUUUGACACGAGUUAAAGUUUUAGGCAUAAAAUAAAUUGAUAAAAAUACCCCAAAAAACCCUGAAUUAAGUGAAGCGUUUAAUUUCUGUCCUUAUUUAUAUCCACUCUAAAAUCUCUUUCUGUCUGUUUGUUGCGCUCUCUGUUUCUCUUUGUCUUUGGCGUCAUCUUACCAUUGUCAUUUAUUUUAGACCAAGUGCCCUCCUAUAGUUUGUUGGCAUGGUUGUGGAAGAGUAUGUAUUGAUAAUAGUAGAUUAGAGCUGCCUCUAAUACAAGUCUGCUUCAUAUAAAGGCCUGGUACCUUCUGCAGUUUUAGCAAAUAAAGGCCCUGGUUUAUAUCUGAGAAUUUAUAGUAGUUUAUCUUUACACCGUGAGGCUUGUUUUUGUUUUGAGGGUCAUCAGGAGGCACUUCAUUAAUCUCACUUAGUUUUAUAACCACCAAAAUACUCCUCACAGGAGCUUGAUUGAUUUCACAUCUCUCAUCAAAGCAUGUAGCUCAAAAGGUUUCAUAAAACUAUAUCACAGCAACACCACUAAAAACAGAAAAUUAAGGUGGAAUUCUAUAAACUAUGAUAAUGGAAAAAUAGAUGUGUACUAAUCCACGUUUGAGGACUUGUAUCUAGAUCUUAACUUGAAUAUUUUUGCUUCAACUUUGACUUGAACAACGUGUCAGAAUAAUUUAUGACCUUUUUCCUGUUACGUUUUCAUCUCUGAACAUGACAGACUGCCCAAAAAUCCAAUUUCACUAGCUGUCCUUUGACUUUUCUAAGCACCUUUUAAAGGACUGAGAAAAAAAGAAGUAUCAGUUUUAAAACACAAGUUUUUACUAGUAAUUUGAUGAAUGUGUUGAUCAUUUCUUAUUUUAUCAUUUAAUCUGACGGCUCAGAAACUGUAUCAAAUCAAUCCCAAAUGCCAAAAAUGAUCUAGAUAUCUUUUUCAUAAAACUUAAAAUCCAAGGUUAUUAGUUUGCUGUCACAUAAGAUGAUUGAUCAGUCCUAAAUUUGACCCUGAAAAAAUCAGUAUUCAGAAGAGCAGCUACAUCAUUAAUUUUCCGUUGUUGUUUUAAUUUUAAGUACUGCAGUUUACCAGCAUGUAAGACAACCAUGAAUAAGAUUACUGAGGUCGAUCUGACUGCUGCUUUUUAUCAUCAAUAUGGACUGCUGUGAUGUCCCAAAGUCUCAUUUUCGUAGCUGUUUUUGUCAUGUAGGGGCUGAAGAAACGAGCCAAAUGCCUAAUUGCAUAGCAACAGUAUCAGCUAAGUGAGCUGAUGUGACACAGAUGAAAUCAUCAUCACUCGUCUGGCAACUUUAGCCCCAUCACCAACUCAUUAGCAUGCCAAGAAAGUGCUCGAUAUCAUAAAGGGAUUUUGGGUUGGAUGGGGAAAAAAUCAGCCAGGUUGUCAUGGAUACCUCCAGCAGAGUGGAUCUUGGUCGCAUCCUGCUCUGUUUACUUUGGUCUGUUUGUGAAAGUGGACAGAUUCAUCAUUCAGCACAAACCACAGCCUACAGGUAGGGUCCACACUGAGCGGGGCCACAUCCAUUAAUAAUCACACUGCUGUCAGAAACAGGACGGUGUUUAUGGACUGAGUGUGUGUGUGUGUGUGAGAGACUCUGCAGUAAGGUCUGCUCCGUUGACUGUUUGCUGACAGGACACGUCGACCCGAGUUGAGGUUUUACGCUCUUAACUCACCAAGUUAUUCUUUGGCCUCCGUGGAGCUCCCACAGGGCUGAAGCACGGUGAUAAAUGUGCUGCUCCACUUUCAUUUUAUCAGUGUGCAGGGCUGCUGUCAGGAAACACUGUGAGGUCUAUCAGGAAAAGGAGGUUUUAAAAGUAGAUCCUCAGGUAAAGUACUCUGCCACACACUGCAGAGAUGCCAGAGAUAGUCUCAAAUCUAUCAAUAUAGUCUCUUAAAGACUGCACUCUUACUUUCUUUUUAUUACCUCUCAGAGUUUCUCUUUUUUACUCUCCCACCGAUUUAAAAUAAAUCCUCCACAAGUUCCCUAUUUAAUGAUACAUCACCUGCGCUCAUUUAUGCCUCUGAUUUUCAACUACUACAAAUACACAGCUGCUUGGUUCCUAAAUGGAGUCAAUUCACGUCUUCUCUUCUCAGUUUAACUCAUUUGCUUCUUUCUAAAUUAAUCAGGAUAUAUUUUUCUUCUUUAAUUUCAGGGAAGGAACCCCUUCUUCCUUGAACCAGCCAUCAUUAUCGCCAUCAGUGACGGCAGCAAGUUGACCAGCAGCAGCGGCGUCCAGGACGAGGUCAGCCAAAAACCUACUCAGAGGCGAAGGGAUGUCGGCCAAUCAGGAGCGCCUCCUGUUUGCCUGACCUCCUAACACUCAAACAUAUGUUCUAAAACUAAAAAAAACUAGCUCCUAUAAAGCUCUCUCCAUCUCCUAUUAUUAUUCUUAUCACUAUAAAGACUUAGAGCGUAGAGGUUAGGGUUUGCCUGAAGAACAUGAUUCAGACUUUGAGUUUGUCGCCUAGUCGGUUUUUACACAGAGGAAUUUGUUGUGAUGUUUUAGUGCUUAACAAUGAACAUGGUAUGUCAAUAGACGUAAACAAUAUAUAUAUAUAUAUACAUGAGUAGAAAGCCUUAUAUUCAUGUGGGAAGGUACAAGAUCAUGUCCGUGCAAAAACCAGCAGAAAUAAUUUAUGACAUAAAUGAUAACAAAGGCAUUCAUGUGAAAACCCACUAAAAAUCUAGUACCUAUAGCUAGAAUGUAAUCAUAAAAGGAAACUGUCCUUUUAUUUUAAUUUAAUUUUUUUUUAAAUAACGUGUUAAGAUUCACCCUGUGACCAUGAAACAUUCAGCAGCCCCACCCUCAAUCUGGGAGGAUAGCAACAUCUAAUUUAGAUAUCAUAACCAUAAAAAAAAUUAGUUCUGGUCAUUUUAAAGUUGGGAGUUGUUUUGUGAGUAGAUUGCUGUUAUUGAUGGAUGAUAAUGGACCUAAUAAUGGACCCUUUUGGUGGAUGGUAAAAAGAGUCCCGUAAAACUUCCCAAAGCCAAAGCUGCAAUAGUCAUGCUGCUUGUUUUAUCUCACCAAAAUCAAUAACCAAAAUGUCAUUAAAUUGCGUCAUAAAAGAUGGAAAAAACAGCAAAUAUACCCAUUCGAGAGAACCCAGAAAUUGAGCACAAUUUAAGCGACUCAACAAAAGUAAAUUGUUUUAUUCAGUUGGUUGAAUCCUUCCUCUUGAAGCUGAAAAAGAAAACCAUGUGAAAAGCCUUCUUGAUUUGUUAAAAAUUGUCACCUCUGUGGGAAAUUCACAAGAUAGAAAAGGAGAAAUAUUCAGCUGAAAGGAGAUUUCUGUGGCUCUGAAAUUUGUCGAGGUCAAACCCGUACAAUUAAACCUCAGAUUCUGCAGCCACAGUGUAAUUUAUAGCCUUUGUCAUAAUACCAGGCCUCCGCUUGUUCAGACAUGGAACAAGUCGCAAGAAAAAUAACAGCUCUCAGCCCGGUAAUUUGAAGGUCCAGGCCGCCUCAAAAUAAUGUUAUAAAGAAAGAAAAAAGGCAUAAGGCACUGAGAAUGAAUGUUUGUAAAGCAGUCUGAUGAGGUGCCUGUUCCUGUGCAGGGAUGAUGCAUCAAGACUACAAAAUCUUUUAAUAGCACUUGAAAUGGCCGUGGGUGUGUGCUUAAAAGAUUUGGGGAGUAAAUUAGUGUUUUAUCAGCGGACUGCUUUUGUUCAAAAGUGAAAAUCGGCAGUUAGAUAAUACACUUGAUUAAAAGCCUGGUAAAUGAAACACCGUGUGAGUUUUUCUUUAAAAUAUCCAACUCGGCGAUAUGAGAUGAAAGCUACUGUAAUAUACUGUAUACAGAAUCUCUACUCACAGAUCUUAAUUGUCUCUUCUUGGUUCAUGUCUACAUAUUAUCACAUUGUCAAUCACCCACACAUUAUCAUCUGAGUCACGGUUCUCUCUGUAAUCAAUGCUCAUUCCCCCGUCUCUCUCCUCUACUAGCUCCAUCUGCCUCUGACCACCCCGCUGCCGGGUAGUGAGCUGACCAAGGAGCCCUUCCGCUGGGACCAGCGUCUGUUCGCUCUGGUGCUGCGUAUCCCUGGCAACGCUUCGGUAGAGCCCGAACCCCUCGGUGGUGUCCCGCCAGAUGAUUCCCCAAUUACCCCCAUGUGUGAGGUCACUGGAGGUAGGCAGAGAACAAGUUGGCGUUUUGUUCAUUUAUGAUAUAUGUUUGGGUUAUUAGACAAUUGUGAUUUGAUAUUUUCUAACCAUUCUCCCAGUGUUUUUAUUCAAUUCUGUAACUAACAUCUAUUAAAAGCAGCUUGUACUUCAAGUCAAAAGGUUUUCCAACUUAGGAAAUAAAGGCAGGAAAAAAGGUCAAAAUAAAAGCAUGACAAACUAUCGUUUUAUGGGGCAAUGUCUUCUCCAUAGAGGUUUCAGCUGCAGGGUUGGUGAUGUGGAUGGAUCUUAGAUUAGGAAUCCUUAGAAACAAACGAUAACAUUUUAGUUAAUACCAUUUCUUAGUACAUUUUACAGAUUUGUAACAAUUAUAAGGGUAUAUUAUAUGAUUAUAAAUAUUAUUAUUGCUACUGAUUGUGUUCUUUUAUUCUUAAAUUUUCCAGAAGUAUCAUCAUAUCACGAUAUUUUAUGGCCAUGAUAAUUGUAAAGUGAAAACCUUGUAUCAAGACAGCAAAUUGACGUUUUGCUUCAAAUCAAACGGAAAUAGUUUGAGUUAUCUGAGACAAAACUCGACUACAUACUGUAUAUGUAAUGUACUUUUAAAUGCUACACAGAUUGUGCAAAAAAGGCCAGUGGUUCAGAGAUAAACUAACUUCUCAUUGAUGUGAAAUUGGGUCAGAUGCACUAAAAAGACGUGUAAAAACCAAGCACACAAAGAGAAAAAAAUUAAGUAAAAAAAUGCAUCAUUGGUACAAGAAAAUUCACCAAAAGACAGGGAAUCAAUUUAUGUUCCAAAUUUCCUGACUCCCCCUCUCAUUUUGCAGCCCGUGUAGGGGGGCUGUGGUUAAACUCCAAAUAUUAUUUUAUUGGUGUUUAUCAAACAGAAGAAGCUAAUGAUGCAGGUAUUUUUAUAUUUAAACAUGAAUUCGAACAUAUAUAUCAGUGCAGUCACAAAUCUAAUAAUCUUGCUCUGCACACUAUAUAUUCUCCUGAUUGUGGUUCUUUGUUGAUCACAUCCCUAAGCUAUGACUCUGUCUCCCCUGGCAAAGAUAUCAGGACUACCUCUAGUAGAUUGACUUCAUUAUUUUUGAUAGAAAACUUGUUCUGAAUUUAGGAAAUUGAGUUUCAGAAAUUACAGAUAUUAACAGGCAGGAAAGGUUUAAUGGGAGAUUCGGUUAAGUUGCAUAAUGGGAAUUGCAGGAUUAUAAGUGCUUCGCUUUUAGUGCCUGACCCAGAGGAUCUCUCAGCCUCUUCUACAUCCACUAGUCUUUGUUUUAUGUCUCUUUUAAGUCUCUGGACUUCCUUUUAGGAAGGCAAACUAUCUCUUGUAUUUGGGUAAACAAAAGACAAUAGCAGACUUUAUUCUGAUCAUUUAAGUCUUGUUGAACAAAAAAUACUACUGCAGCUUGACAUCAUUCUAUUGUCCUUAUUAGUUGAGUUGUUAACAAUAAUGUUUUUUCAGUCUGGUAUUGAAAAAGACAAUUACCUAAAAACAGUAAUUAAGCCACAUCUUGAAUUUGGUUCAUACACUUACAAAAAUGCAGUGUCAAAUAAAAGGAUUAUACAAGAAACUUGAAGCUUUUGUAGAGAAUAGAUAAAUUAUGUUUUGGAGAGAAACGGUCUUGAAAACUCAUGAGGAAUACUCUACUGGCUAACAUAAAGUCAGUUUAACAAAUCCUUAAACACUUGGUCUUUGGUUACCUGUACGUCAGAAUGUAUCAGCCACUCGUAGUAGUUCAUAGAGCGCUGUAAUGUGUUUUUGUUUUUGAUAGUCACUGACUUGUAAAUAGAUGUCAUUCAAACCUUAUUUUGGAAAAAACAUAAUAGACCCACUUCUCCUGGAACUGACACAAGCCUAAUUUCUACAGCAGGGCCUGCUGGAACAUGCUGGGACGAGCUCAAAGUAUUUAUAACAUGAGAUCAAAAUAGCUGUUUGUUAAAUGCAUUCUCUAGCAGCAGCUGAUGAAUCAUCUCGGUCAAUACAAAAACCGGGCAGAAUGAUGUGCUUGUUUUUAAUGGGGAAACUUAGUGACGGGGAAGAGAGAGAGAGAGAGAGAGAGUCUUGGCAGUUGUUGUUCUCUCCAGUGAGGGACACCCCCAAGCUCUGUCUCAGCAAUGUCUUGCUCAACAAUCAGAGUAACUUGUGUUUACAGGUUUGCUAGUUGGAGCGAAACGACCCAGUACAAACACUGUAGUUUCAACUUGCGAGCAGGUCUGCUGGAGCUCCUCUGGGGAGCUCAAGUGCUUCAUUCAAGUGCUCUUCAGGAGUUAUUGUUGAUUAAGGCUGGAAAGCCAAGAAUUCCCCAUCACAUUAAGAAACUUCAAAGCCCACUAAUAUACCUUCAAGUCGAUGAUCUUCAUUUGUUCAGAAAUUCAUACCCUGUUUCCUCACUCCCGGGUCAGGUACAACCAGUUAGAAGUGUUAUAAAAGGAGAAGAGUAUAACAAUGUCAUAUUGAUAUGCACUGUAGGAGUCAUAAUGUGGGCCAUGUCUGUGCUGAUUGUCAUGUUGUACUCAUUUUAUGGAUCAGAUUACUUUGGACUUGUUUGGACUUGUUUGGACCUGUUUGUGGUUUCAUUACUUUGAUCUGUUCAGUUGUGCAUUUAUAAUCAUACAAAGACAUUAGGGAGGUCUGGAUUUGCUCUGUGGACCAUUGUGGUCAUUUUUUAUCAUGCAUCAAUCUUUUGAUUGGAAAAACAGUUAAAGCAUUCCUAGACUUUGAUAUGAUUUAAAAUUGUGCAUCACUGUGUAGAAGCCUUUUAAGUUCCUGUGAGGAACUUUCCAGCUGGGUCGAUUUUGGCGCCCCCUGUGGACAAAGCAGUCUCUGCCUAUCUCAUCCUUUACGUGUUUGAAUAAUGUCCUCUAACUAAAAGUACAUAACUCAUUGCCAUGUAGGUGACUGUUGUGAGGGGAAAAAGAAAGAAGUAGCCCAUAUGCAGCUAAAAAUACAGAUUAUCAUAAACGUGCAUUUACUGGUGUACCCGCUGAUACCCAGUGCCAAUUUUCUGGGUGUAUCCUGAUAUCUGCCACCAGAUGUUGAAUUUAUUUUAAGCAGCAGCCUGUGGUGUUGAAAAUUGAAGGCAAUGCUUUUCUUGAUGCGAUGUGCAAAACAAAACUGCAGUUCCUCAAGUGUCCACAAGAGGCUGGCUCCUAAAGUCAAAGAAACCCCAUUCGAGCCCACAUUAAAACAACCAUUUUUACAGCAGAAAAAAAACAUGUUUACAGCCUGGUACAAAAAAAGUUUUGGUUGUUUAUAGCUCAUAAAUUUAUUGAUAUCAGCCCCACAGAAUAUUAGUUUUAUAUUUUAUUUCUUUCUGUUUUUAUUCGGGCUUAAAGUUUUGCAUAAUUAGCGGUUGUUUGACUUGGCUGUUUGCUAGGUGGUAAAGCUGUGUCCACAACUCCCCUCUUUGAGUUGUCUAGAAUAACCAGAGGUCAGUUGGAGUCAGCAUUUCUAUCUUUGGGCAGCAUUACGCCUCUUCAGACACCAAUGUGUGACAUCACUGCGGCUGUAUCCAUGUUAAAUAACGUCUCUGAUUUUAUUCUUCCUGUCCUCGUACUGCCUGAUUGUGGAAGUAGCCGCCAGGAGGAACAGACUAGAAUGAUGCUGAUGGCAGGUUAAGAUUAACACACCCUCUCUCACACUCACACAGAGGGAGGGCACAGAGCACACCAAAGCUCUGUCAGUGGUGGCUGAAUGCAGAUCAUGACACAGCUCCAUUGUCAGUGACAGUCUACAGUACAUGCUGCCUGUCCAGUACUGCUGAUGGCAGAGCUGACACAAAGCUGCGGCCUAUUGAAACCACUGAGUGAAUGGGUGCAUAACAAGGUCAUUACAGGUCAAGUUCGAGGUAGUGAAAGUCCAGAAGGCAAAAUUAGACAAAUCGGCUGUAUCUUUGUGAAACAGUGUGUUUGAUUAAUCAUGAGACCUUCACUUAUCUGUGACUGAUGCUAUGACUAAAUCAGAUUCAGAUAUGAAGAGCUGUGAUCAUGCAAAUGGACCUGCUUUGAAUGUUUGUGAGAUCCAGCAGAGGCUGAUAGAGCUCCAUAAAAAUGAAUUAUAUUAGCGGUCCAUUUCACAAUUAUGUAGUAGUGAUGCAGGAUAAUUACUAAUAUUAACCAAUAAAAGUUUAAGAGUAUAUAAUACUGAGAUGAAUGGCUAUACUAUUAAAUAUUGUGUUUGCAAUAGGAAGGUGUGACAAAUGUAAUUAGAUAAUAUAGAUAUCUCCUGUACAGAUAAACCACCGUGACCCCUGGUACUAUUACUCCAAGUGCAUCUUUAAAUCUUAACAUUAACCACAGUAUAGAUAAUCUAUAGUUGUCUGAUGGUUAUGCCAAAAAGUGUUCAACUUAAGACCAAUUUCACGUUUUUCAGGAUGAUUAAUUGAAGCAAGAGUCCUUCAAAUUCAAAGGUUUGUAGCGCUCCCAAGGCAACAGUAUUCUAAUCAGCCAAUCAGCAAGUCCAAUAAAAUUGAACUCAACAUUUUCAUUUAAAGAAAAGUCUAAACAAACAAGUUUUUAAAGUCAUCACUCCUAACAGAUUCAGAAAACAGCAGCAGCAUGAGGUCCUCCUAAGAUCCCUUUCACUCCUCUCUUGGCUUUUUCUUUCUUGCUCGACAGGUCCUGUCUCAUUGCUAGAGCUCGUAACAUGCCGCUGUUUGUGAUGGCUCUUUGUUUGCUUUCUUCAAUUCGACUGAUGUCUCUUUGACUCAGCUUCUUGUGUGUUUUAUCAUUCCUUGCUAAUGUAUGUUCUGUUUUAUUACAUUUUGUCUUCAUUUCUCUGCUAGUGAUUGGUCAACCUUUGACCAAUCAUUAUCCAUCAUUCAGAGUGUGUCUUUGUCUCUGUUGUCUCUGCUGUUUUUCAUGUGUAAACGUAAACACAAAUGAACCCAAAAAGUUUUAUUCGCCUAAUAAUUGUCACAAAUUAAUCUGAGGGUAGUUAGUAGCUAACUUAAGUUUCAUUUGACUGUCUCAUAAUUGUGUAAAAAGCAUAUCUAUUACACCAGAGCCUCCAUACAAUGAGUUCAAAAUACGCAAGUUGAGUGAAAAUGUAUCGCUUGAUUACAUAAAUUAUUUUUACAUUUACUGCAAUGAAUCGGCGCUUUUGUUUUGUGCUUAUUGCAAACACUCAUAAUGCAACAGCGGUGAGAUUGCAGUUCAUUGUGCAGGCCUGAUGAGCAUUGGUCCCAGUUUAAUAAGUCUGCAGAUAUGAAGGAGUGAUAACAAAAGGCUUUAAUUAUGCUCUCUGAUAUCACACAGUCUGAUACUGUUGUAAUACCUGUUUGGAGUGUAUUCAGAGGUGGAGAUGGAGGAUGUUUGUUUAUUUACCUCAGUGCAACUUGUGAAAUAGGUCAAAUUCACUGUGGGAGCACCAACCAUGCUGUCUGUGACAGGAUGAUGCAUCAGACAGUUUUAUUUAAAGAAGCCUCAGAAAUAAUCCUGUCCUAAAUCAGAGUUUUACUUCUGUUUGUGUUUUCCUUUUAGUUUCGAUCAAGUCUUGAAGAUGUGACUGACUUUUGCUCCACAAAGCUGUUCUAAUCAACAUGGUUUGCAUUAACUAUGGAUCAUGUUUACUUUGGCUGCGUGUGACGUGGAAGUGUUCACUCAUUAUGACGAACCCAAACAGAACAAUCAUCGGUCUCUGCAGUUCUCACAGCUGCAUGGAGCCUUCCAGUCACUUUAAACUCACUGUUUUGUUGUUAUGGCUCAUUUACUGUGUGAUUCAGCCUUAACCCUGCUCCUGUAGCAGCAGGCAAAUGUUUUCCAGUUCUGAUAAACCCGCUGAACGCUACCUGAGAGACAAAGUAAGAGAUGAGGAAAGAAACUUGAGAUUCCAACAGAGAGGUAGACGUUUAUUUUCCACAGGUGUUUCCUAAUCGAAAGGAAGAGUUUUAUUAUUUCACCCUAAUUCCUCAAGGACUACAAAUGUGAUUCCUAAUGAGCGAUAUUUCAUUUCUGGGUCUGAUGGUCCUUGUCUGAUAGUAACCAACUCACUCUUUCCAAAGAAAAACUGACAGGAAGAGAUAAUGUUGCUAUUUCAGCUUCGUCUACUGCCCUCUAGUGGUUUAAAAUUGUAAUGACCGCUGCCUGAAAGAAGUUGACAGCCAAACCCAUAAAGAUUACAGAGGAUUUAGCUUUCACUAGGAGAAUCGUUGCUUCUUUCGACAGUGUCUUCUUAACCACACUUUCAGGUUUUUAAUGGCUCCUGUUUGUCUUCUGGGCUUGUUCUGCAGGUCGUUCCUACAGCGUGUUCUCUCAGCGUAUGUUGAAUCAGUGUCUGGAGUCUCUGGUGCAAAAAAUCCAGAGCGGCGUGGUGAUUAAUUUUGAGAAAACAGGCCCUGACCCUCCUCCUUUAGAAGGUAAGAUACCUUUUGUUUCUCCCAAUGAAAUGUACUCCUGAUUCUGUUUCUAAAGGACCCUUUCUGACAGCUACGGCUCUGCACUGUCUGAUAAGUCGAGCUUCUCUUUACUCUCUCCCACUCACUGUUCUUUUUAAAUCCUCUUUCAGCUUUUCUUGUUUAUAAGCAUCUGCUGGAUGUCGCUUUUAAACCCCUACCUUCAAAUUUAAACUGCCCACACACGGCUACAGUUUCAAAAUCAUGUUGUUGUUGUUUUUCAUACCUCGAAAACACAACCCUUGUUGUCGGUAACCGCAGGAAAAUCAGCUGCUUCUGUUUGCCUGCAGAUGCUCCCCCUGAAGUGAUGAAGUCCGGCCCACAGCCGUGGCACUGCUGCCACAAGCUGAUUUACGUACGACCCAACCCUAAAACCGGCGUCCCCAUCGGUCACUGGCCGAUACCCGAGGCCUUCUGGCCGGACCAGAACUCCCCCACGCUGGUAAGAAACACUUAGUCACAAUUAAACAUUUAUGUAGUUUGACAACAUAAGCACCAUCUACAGCUUAAGAUUAAUGUAUGCAUACUCAUCCUGGACAUUUGCAGAGAUUUUUUUUUAUAGAUUUUCCUCUUAGAUAGCUUGUGUUUAGUCUCACAAAAUAAGCAACACAAACACAGAGAAAGUUGUUAAAGUGUGCUGGUCAAGAAACACUCAGGAGACGAGAAAAACAGUCUGCAGCUGGAUGGUAAUUCGCUGCGUUUAAACCUCAAUAAUAUUGUCAGCUAAAUGUCAGAACAACAGCACAUUGAUUAUCAAAAUUAACAAAGAUAAUACCUGAUUCACUUCAAAUCUGUUCAAAGUUCAUAUUCAGGAGUGAUCGACUUAAAAAAGAGACAGUCACCAGCAUGAAAGGUACAUUUAAUUGAAAGGUCAGAUAGUUCCCACUACAGUAUUCCAGUGAAAAGGGAAGUAGUGAGACCUGAAAGUGUCUCUCCUUCUAUACAUACAAUAAGUGCGGUGGACCUUGCUCUGUGAAGGCGACAGUGCCUCACUGUACACCUACUAUUAACACUGCAAAGGGAAUAAAGCUAUAUGAAUCUCUUGAUAGAUGGUCGUUUGCUCCUUCUGCAAAUAGGUCUCCAUACUGUGAGGCCAAAUGACCCAGCUAGUUUUACACACACAAUACCUUUGUUUAUCAAGAAAACAGGCGCACAAGCCCACUUAAAAAAAAAAAGUGUGACCUCAACUUACUGAGUUAAUGUUAUCAGAGACCUCUGUGUCUUAAAUGUGGUAGGUAGUUUCCACAGGAAUUUUUUCCCUCACAAAUUACAGACUUGGUCGAUUUGCACAGGAUUAAAAACACAGAUGUCCUCCACAGUUAUUUUAAAUUAUCACGGUCCCUCCAGAUAAUACUGAUCCCAAGUGGAUAGGGCUAAAGAAAGGUGCACAUUACAUAGAUGGAAGCACAAGGACUCUGUGUUCUUUUUCCAAAGCAUACGGUUUCCUCAGUUUUUACUCGCAGCAUAACUCAGAUUAGUAGAACCUGUAACAAAAAAUGGAUGGAAAGCUGGAGCUGCUCUGCAAAACUUUUGUCUGUUUGACUGAAUUAAAUGGUUAAAAAAACAGCAGCACUGUGUGUGCUUGAGUGGCUGUUCAGUCUUAAAUCUCCUUCACAGUCAUGACACGAAUCUUUGCAAAUGUUGCUAUUAGCUUUCUAGUUCACGGUCAAAUUUGAGAUCCUCUGUAAACAGACUUGCCACUCAGUGUGUUAUUCUGUUUCCAUUAUUUCAACAAUGCUGAGACAUGGGCGGUUCUAACAUCUCUCUCUGUGUCUCGUUCAGCCCCCUCGCUCAGCCCACCCCCACGUUCGGUUCUCCUGUUUGGACGCAGAGCCGAUGGUGAUUGACAAGGUUCCCUUCGAUAAGUACGAGCUGGAGCCCUCGCCUCUCACUCAGUACAUCCUGGAGAGGAAGUCCCCACACACCUGCUGGCAGGUACAUUACCAUCAAACACGUGACACGACGUUCAAACAUCCUAAACAUCCAGUAGUCUGAUGGUAGUUUAUGUCACACAGCUGCAUGUGGGAACUUGAGUUUUUCACAAUUUCACACCCUGAGUGAAGUGAUUAUAAAAAAACAUCCAAAAUAUUCCAGUGACUGUUCAGCAUCUGGCAUGUGCUAAACAGUGACUGAAUCUAAUUAGUACACUGGCAUAAAAUGCUGUAUUCAUACGGUGUUGAAAUGAGAGGAAAAUGAGUUCUCAGCACAGAAAAUAUAUUAAAUACUUAAUAUGUAUAAAACUGUUUCCCACAGAGUGACGACACUGACAUUUGCAACAAUUACAGGGCAUCACUUUUAAAUAGAGAGAUGAGACAGUUUAUUAAUGUAUUUAUGAAACUCAAGCUAAAGCAUGAACUCUCUACAGUCAUCCCCACCUUUGCACAGAAACAUACUUUACCUCUCCUUUUUUAGAGCUUUUCUUCCACAACACAUCCACAACCAAAAUUUGCAUAAAACAUUAAAAUUAAAGUGUAAAAUUAAAUGGUACCUCUAAAUGGAAAAAGAUUAAAACAGAUGUAUAAAUACACAUUUUACACCCAUACUUGUAUGCAAAUAAAUACCCACAUACAGUUUGUAUAUAUAUUCAUAUCUAUAUGGACAAAAAAAUUAUAGACUAUAACACAGAGACUUAAGAAUUCUUGUUCUGAGUCUUCCUUCUGUAGAAGCUCUUUUAUAUCUCCAUGUUUUGUCUUUAAACAAUAAUAGAAGUUAUUCUCUCUGUUGAUAUGCAGUCUGUCAUAUUUUUAAUCCAGGCACCGACUUUUUCCAGCUGAGAGCUAUCAUUCAUUUAUCCCGUAGCAAAUCAAAGUUGAUAAAUAUAUAUUCUUUGGUUCUUAGGCUGAGAUUUGUUGGAUAGAGAUGGUUUAUUUUUAACAUAACACAUUGUACCUCAGUCAUUAACAGGAGGGAUGUCCUGUAGGACCUCUCUCUUCCUCUGGGAUCACCUGCAGAGUAUGUGUCAGGAGCUGCAGUUUAUCAGAAGCAAAGAGCAGGAAACAAUGAGAUUUCUUCUACUCAAUCUUUAAUUGAUAUAAAAAAAGAAAAUUGUAUACAUGGUGAGCAAAUACGAAUAAUACCUGGUCGGCAACAGAAAAGCACAAGUCCAAAACAACAACAAACGGCCUCAGAAAGCACAUCUAACAUUUUAACUAAAGAAGGCUCAUGAAAAACAGCUGCAGUGAUUGUGAAUUUGUGAACAAUUGUGAGGCUUUUCAAUGAUGUAUGCUAAAAUGCUAACUCAUCUCAUGCUACCCAUCAAAAGUAGCACAGCAGCUGCUCAAAGGCCUGCUGGGCUCAGUCUGAUCCGAAGCUGAGAUAUGUAUUUGUUUUGAUUUCUUUUUCCUUGCUCUACUUCACCCCACUGACUUAACUCUACAUUUUAGUACCUCUUAUCAAGCCAUGGAGACAAACAACGAGUUUAUUUCUUUACAUCCUCAGGGGCUGCGUGCUUGUCUGUUAACUUUGAGGCACAUUUUUGUCUACCUCGUCAUGCAAGUGUUUAAAAACAGAAAUGGAAAUUCAUGUUGCAGUAAGAAACGCACAUCUUUCACAAGCUGUGUCCCAUUUAGCCAAAUUGAAAGUCUGACAGAGAUUAGUCGAGGUGAAAAUGUGUCCCAGAGGGAGUGCUGAGAGUGCACUCUACUUUUAGAAGAAGUUCAAACUCUUGAGCAUGAGAGGUUAUCAGAUAUGACUGAUGCUCAGCCUUGUUAAAAGGUGCUGUUUUAAAGUUUGAAUAAAGUUUUCUAAUCUAAUCUGUUUGCAGUCGUAUACCAGUGAACUGAGCACAUGUAAACAGCAGCCUGUUGAUUCACUCAACAAAAUCAUGUCUUGUUUAUAUUUUGCUGCUUUUUAGGUGUUUGUAUCUAACAGUGCCAAGUACAGUGACCUGGGCCAACCCUUUGGCUACCUGAAGGCCAGCACAGCGCUGAACUGUGUCAACCUGUUUGUGAUGCCCUACAACUACCCCGUUCUUCUGCCACUUCUGGGUACGUUUAUUUGACUCAUAAAUCUUGUUUUCCAGACAUGGGAAUGAUCAUUAAACAGACUCUGAAGAGGGUAACCAGGAUUGCACAGUAUUGAUAUCUGCAUAGCCCUGUUAUCAGACAAUAAAAGUGUAAAGUUGAUUAUGAGUAUCAGCAUAUAUGAGAAUUACUGCUACCAUGUUUGGCCAAUCAGGCAACGGCAGCGCUGUUGAAGUGCCUGGAAGUGUCGUAAACAGACAGCAAACUAGUUUUUUGCACAAUAUGAGAAAAAAUGUACCUCCAAUUUAAAUUUUUCAUUAUUUUUGUGUAAUCGAGCACAUGAUGUAAAAAAAAAAAAGAAUUACUUUUUUGCAUGUGAAAACUUGUGUUUUCUUUUUGCUUAUUCCAGAUGACUUGAUCAAAGUGCACAAAUUCAAGCCGACCUUAAAGUGGCGACAGUCCUUCGAGAACUACCUGAAGACGAUGCCUCCGUAUUACAUCGGGGUCAGUUGAAAUGGCGUCGCUUUUCAACUCAUCAAGUCCUUGUUUUUCAUCUUGAUUUAAUCAGAGGACAUCAAUUCUGCUCGUUUUUUAACACCGUGUUCCUCUCUCACAGUCCCUGAGGAAGGCUCUGAGGAUUAUGGGAGCACCGAACCUGCUGGCAGACAACAUGGAGUACGGUCUGAGCUACAGUGUGGUGUCUUAUCUGAAGAAACUCAGCCAACAGGUUCGACCCCCUCUGUCUGACUGAGUUUGUUGUUUUAGUUUGGACUAGUUUCUGGACUGCAUUUCCCUGAAAACUAAAUCUCCCUAAGUAGUCUCCAAAUGUACUAUUGACUUUUUUUUUAAGCACUUUAGCAAAAGUUUGUGUAGUGCCACAACUAUUAAUUAAUCAUUACUCGUUUGUUAAUCAUUUUAGUAAUUUUGCGGAAUAAAUACUUAAUUUCUAAAGUCAAUUUUUUACACUUGAACCAGCAAAUUAAGCUUCCAGCUUUUGUUGUCGUAUUUGGAUGCUUGAAUCUCUUGUGUUUUUAUUGUUUUGAUUCAUCAUAAUAAAGAUUUGGUGUUAUAUUUAAUGCAUUUUAACUGUGUUCACUUUUCCAGUCCAAAAUCGAGUACGACCGCCUGAUCGCCUUGAUUGGUAAGAAGCCCCCACCGGAGGCUGGCAUGAAGGUGCGGUGGCGAGGGGGAGGGAUAUCUCUGGCCCAGCGGAGAGACUUCAUCCAGCAGCUGCAGAGUCUCUCAGGAGAUGCUCCCCCUAUGCCCUUGGAGCUCAACCCCAAAGAGUUUCAGGGCUUCCAGCUGGCAUUGCUCAACAAGGUAAAUCAAAUAUUUAUACAGGAACUUUCUAGUCUAUCAUGAAUACAGACACUACUGCGGUUUAUUUGAUUGGACAGGUGAUGUUUAUCUUAAAGGACACCUGCUGUACUCAUUCUCACCUUUCAUUAUGUCAGGCUAAAGAGUGGCUUUCCAUGAUUGGCAGCUCAAAAUACAUCAUUUCAGCACUCAGCCUGCAGCUCUUCCUUUUCCACUGAUAUAAAGUUAGACUCAGUUUGUGGGUGUUACUUUUUACACAGCUUCAUAGUCAGUGAAUGUGCGUCCCUUUAGACAAAAGUGUCCACUGAAUUAAACUCAACAUUGAAACCCUGUAAAAAGUUAGAGAAAAUAUCUAAAGCUAUCUGUCAGCUACUAUGUUAACACCACAUUCAGCUCUUUAGCAGACAUUUCCUGCUGUAACAGGACACUGUGACAUUAUAUGUUUGUAUGAGAGUAAAGAUCAGAGUAGCAGGUUGUCUUUAAGAUCAAGUUUUCUUAUUCAGACUUUCCCUGCCAUCUUGGCUUGUUUUUUAACCCUCUGAAGAAUUAGUGGAGAUGAUUAAUGUCCUUAUUCGAAAGUUUCCACUCUACAUUUACUCUCUCAUUACCUAAGCACUGCAGUUUUUCACCAGAAAACCAUCCUUCUACCCCCCAAAACUCCCAUCUCUUGCUUUACAAUCCUCCAUCUCCUUGAUCCUUAUCAGGGUCUGAAGCCGCAGAGCUUCAGGAAUCCUUACGACAUCCCCCGCAGCCACCUACUGGACCAGCUCAGCAGGAUGAGAAGAAACCUGCUCAACACCAGCGUCUGUAGUCUCAGAGGGCAGGACUCAGGUUAGCCUGUUUCAAACACUCAAUGUGCUCUGUUUAUUCUCCUUACCGUACCCAAAGACAAACUUAACCUGAAAAUGAUGGUUUCUCGCCAGUCCUUGAGAGGCAAAUUGUAAAAUUCUCCUUCCUCAUUGGUGCUUUUUCCUGUCUCCCAUCCAGAUCAGCUCCACAGUGUGCCAAUAGCCCAGAUGGGAAACUAUCAAGACUUCCUCAAAGCUGCUCCUCAGCCUCUUCGAGACGCAGAUCCUGAACAGCCCAAACGUCUGCACACAUUUGGCAACCCCUUCAAACUCGACAAGAAGGUGCUGCCUCAUAACAACACAAACGCUGAAACAGGAUGAUCAAAAAUCGACGUCAAAAAGACAAACUGACCGUCCUCAUCGUCUCUAUUUUUUCAGGGCAUGAUGAUCGACGAGGCGGAUGAGUUUGUGACCGGCCCUCAGAACAAAGGGAAGAGGCCUGGAGACAGCAACAACAUGACGGGGGGAGGGCCAAAAAGACGACGCUGUAUGUCCCCUCUGCUGCGUCUGGGACGGGCAUACACGCCUCCUGUCACGCCACCUGCCAGCCCUCGACCAGGUGAGAAAAGUGUUGAGACACAUUUAAUCAUGUUAUUGUUUUUUUUCUUUUAAAUUUAUCAAUUAAGUUCCACAGAAAACUUUCCUUCUUGAACAGAAGAGGACACUAACGCUGUGAUUUAGAAAACAAACACCUUUUAUUCUUACAUGUGUUUGUAACUCUCUUAUCCUGCAGACAUAGACAUGACCGAUGGAGCGCCUGAACCGGACCUGAUCAUAAACCACCUGAAUGAGAACCACUACAGCUCAGACUCAGACUCGGACCAGCCGUCAGGGCCGGCAGACCACGAGGAGAACCACACAUCAGCAGACCUCCAGGACCUGCGGCACAGAGACGAGGAGGAGAACGGGCAACUCCAGGCGGGCGAGCUGCUCCCGGGGAGUGAAGGAGGAGCGGAGGUGUUGCUGCUGGAGGACCAGCCCCCUCGCUACCUGUCACCCACAGCUCUGAAGAAGCACAUUCACACGGAGACGACAAAGGUCAACAACGAGCUGAGGACGCUCAUCACCAAGGAGAUCAGGAAACCUGGCAGGCGUAUGUAGCUGAAAAUGAUAUCUUUGAAUAGAAAGAGCUAAAUGAGGGUCUGAAAUAAACUUUUUGGUUCACCAGCUGAGGUAGCAGGCUGAUUAAGACGUUCACCAGCCGAGCAUCUUUCUUACCAACAUGACAAAUUGGGUUUUAGUGUAACACACAUUUGUAACUUUAUGUUUUCAUAAUGUAAUGACUUAUUGAACACAAACUGAAAGAGCGAAAAUUGAAGUUAAAUUUCUAUUUUUGAUUCACAGUGAAUAUAGAGUCUUGUUGCAACCAGGCAGCCAUUGUGAUAGUUAACAGUUUUUAAUGAAAGGCACAAACAUCUACAGGUUAUGAGGCUUGUAGCUCUCUAAAACUUACUUGGAUGUUAACUCUGAAUCCUGGAAUAGCUGUCAGAUAUCAAAGCAUCAAAUAUUUGACUUUAAAAAACAUGUAUUUUUGUUGUUUGCUUGCUCCUGUUUCUGUUUAGAGAAGGAAUCCUGUCUUUACCUGGUUUUACAAACACAGCAGUUAAAUUUCUCCUUUCUGUUUUAGACUAUGAGAAGAUCUUCCUCCUCCUGAAACAGAUCCAAGGCACGUUGGACACCCGGCUCAUCUUCCUCCAAAAUAUUAUCAAAGAGGCGGCCAGGUACAGGAUUUCACCAUCACUCUCUGGUGUCGUCGCUUUUAUGAGCUCGCUGUUUAAGUUAAGAAUAACCUGGGAACAGAAACAUCCAUUUUUCUUGUUUAUGAUCCUUCAGCUUUUAGUAGUUCUAGGAUAACAGCACCUCAAUGAGUUAGAAAUAGAAGCACAGUUAUAUACGUACUCGUCAGAAAAUCAAAACUCCUCAACUGUACGGUUGAGACAGUCCAUGAAUUUCUCAGAAGUUCACCUAAACCUCUAUAAAAUUUUGUGUAUAAAAUGCACUUUAAAUACUUUUUUUGUCGUCUAAAAAAAUCACCUCUGUACUAUAACCCAGAGUGACUAACUACAAGUGUUAAACAGGGAGAGGUUUUUUAUUGUGUUGCUGCAUUUUGUCCAGAAGAUGGUGCUUGUAAAAGCAAGUGGCCGCUACACUGCCUAAGGCGUGCACUGCGAGGUAGACCCACUUUCUAAGGCUGUACUAGUAAGAAAAAACCUUUUGUGGGUGCUGGUGUGUAAAUGAAAACCUCCUUGAGUGACCAGUGGGAGUGGGUGGCGCCAGACCUUGCAAACUGGCAAGAGGCUGUUGAUCCCCACAAAUAUUGGCACUACUGGAGGCUGAGCUAGACUAUCAAACAGGGAGUUGACAGGGUGGUGAUAGAAAGAGCUACACAUCUGCAUCUGCACUGCACAUUGCUGAACACACUUGUAAUUUUCACACUGGAUAACAGAGAGACCCCCAAAACAGACAGUGUGCAACUCAUAUUUUAAAUUUGACAGCAUUUUUUCAUAGUUACCUUUAUUUUACUAAGACGCUCAGAGUUUGUAAGAAUUUUCCCGAGUCAUUUUGUGCAGCUGAAGUUGAAUUUAAGCAAAUUGUAACUUCUUGAAUGUUGUCUUCAAAGGUUUAAGAAGCGCGUUCUCAUCGAACAGUUAGAAAACUUCCUGGAGGAGAUCCACAACAGAUCAAUGAACCUGAACCACGUGGACACGCUCUGAGACCGGUUUAUUCCUGAACUUAACUGAACUGAUAAUGAACCCGACAACUCUCCACAUCCUUCAAAACCCCCUCUUCCUCCUGUACCAGGACCCACACACAAAGACCAGACAAGACAGCAUCCGGGACCGGAAACGAUCAGCUCUUCAGUGGACUCCACGCUGUAUUUGAACCUUGAUGAUGGUCUGGUUGGCUUGCACACGGUACAAACUUAAAGACAGUAUUGACCCGGGAUGAUGCAAACUCUAUAAGGGGAAUGAGAAAGCUGCUAAAGGUGAAGUGUUAAAGGUUUGUGAAAUUUGUUCUCAGGCAUUCCUCUUCAUUUUUCUCCUCCCCGAUUAGAUUUUCUGCUUUUUAAAGAAGAAGAAAUUAUAAUUAGCGGAGUAAGCGGAGAGAGUGCAGGACUGUUCCUGGGCGUCGAGUCGUGUUUUGAUUGUGAAGAUGAUUGUAACAGUGUAGGAGAGGGUUCAGGUGUGUUUUCAGCCAACUCAGGGUCAAAGAGGAUCCAACGAUAAUUCUUCUGAAUCACUUUUCUUCCCCUCGUGUCUUUCAUUCACUUUUUUCCUCAUUGUGGUUCCAUGUUUCUGACGUUUUUGUCCUGUGGGAGGAUGAGAGUUCGUUGUUCUGUUUUGAAAUUUUACUUUCUACACUCCACUAACUGAAGCACUCCAAUGCCGUGCUCUUAAAAAGGUAUGACGUAGCUCAAGUAUUAAACAUGUCAACUUGUGGUUAACCUUACCAAACUGACAGUUAAUAUAACUGAGUAGUACUUAACAUGUUGUGAACUUUGUUCCCCUUUUGGGAAACAAUCGGAUUCAGUUUUCUUUGCACCUGGAGAUGGUUAACUUAAAAUUCUGCUUUCAGAGCCAUCGACGCCAGAUGAAAUGUUUGAAUGAUGUGAUAUCAUUGGCUUACAAAUGUUGUAAUACAGGGAGAAAAAGCUCAGGAACUCACACAAAUGCAUCUUGAUCAGCAAUAACAUUGGAGACACUUUGCCCGUCAUUUUUAUCAAAGUUUUGGCCUGAUAAAAGCUGAAAUGAAACACAAAUUCUCUCCUGUGUCGAUGAAGAAACCGAGGUCUCGGAUGCCAGCUUGUCCUAACGUGCUGGUCGCUGCCAAAUAACAAACCCACCCCCUUAAAAAACCCCUCCUCCUCCUCCUCCUCCUCCGCCAUGAAUCUCAAACCAACCUCUUGUCACUUAACCGCGAAUGCACUUGUGUAAAUUUGAGAAUAUUUAUUUAAUCUAAUUUAAAAGAGAAGCUACCUUUUGUUGUGGAUUUUUUUCCUCCAACAAUUCUUCAUAUUUUUUUUGCCAGACUUGUUCGAUUUUCUCAAAUCUACACAAAUAAUCAGAAUUGAGGUCAAAAGGUCAAGAGUUGAUUUCUGAUUCGGGGGGGCAGCCCUCUUCUGUUCCCUCCCUCCUCGGACAGGGACCAAAAUCUGCCAUACUUGUCUUUGUUUGUGAAGAGGCCGCUACCAAAAGAGUAUUUUGAAUACACUGUAAAGAUGUAAAUAACCCUAGAGUACUAUUUAAAGAGAAUGUUCAGUGGAAAAUGGCCUUUUUGUAAGUAUUUCCAUGAAUAAAGUUUCUAUUUUACACUGUGAAGGGCCAUGUAAAUAAAGUGUUCUGUAAACAUGAGACUCAACGUGUUUUUGUUGCUGAUUUUAACCACACAAAAAGGACCAAAACGCCCUCAGUGUAAAAACAUGUAUUAAAAUUUUAUUUACAGACAUGUACAAAAAUAUUGUCCCUCUUCCUGAAGUGUCCGCGGACCCUCCUGUUGGUCCACAAAAUAAAUACCAGAAAUGAAAUAGGGGUCGGGGUAGAAGUGUGUGUGGGUGUGAGAGGUGUCGGGUGUUUGAGUCUUAGGAUGCUUGGUCCGCUGGGUUCAUCACUCGGCCCAUGAACAAGAUGGAUCCUGAAAAGGGGAACAGAAAAUGCAAAUAUGUAAAAGGCACAAAGUAAAAAUGAAGAUGGUUUCAACAUCCUCUUUCCCUUUUUUAGCCUGUCAGAGAAAAGAUGGUUAAAAAUGCAGUGCUGAGAUGUAUUUAGCCAAUUUAGAGAGUAGUAUGUGUCUGUAGAUCUAAAGGCUGCAGAUCAGAUCUGCAUGUCUCAUUUUCAGAUUCUUGCAACUUUAACUUUGACCCGUCCUUCAACCAAAACAGUCACAAAAACCAUGAGCACUAGAGUGAAGCUGCAGCCUCCUCCCCUGCAGACAGAUUAGAAUUUAAGAGUGAGAGACGGGUGGAUGUAGCGUGUUAGUUUUUAUACCACCACUAGAGGUCUCCAAAAUCAAGUUAAAAUCAUCUAAACAAAAUACAGCAACCAACAUCACCAUAAAGCAUGUUAGUUUACAUGAUGGCUAUUUUCUGCAUCUCAGACUGUGGUUGGUUCCACUUAAUUGUUUUGUGGUGUGAAAAUCAUUAAAGUAUUUGAGGUUUUGCUGACAGUUUGAUUAAAAGAAAAAAAAAAGUUUCACUUAAGAUUUGCUGUAAAACAUUUUAGAAGUUCAUUUAAGGCCCCUGUGAGGCGUUUUUAGCUGGUUGUGAAAUUGACAAAAAUGACCAGUGAGGCCUCUUUAUGACUUACAAAAGCAAACAAGAGCAUUAGCAUGAAGAUUUACAGCUCCUAUAUUGUAAUUUUGUAAUCACUAACAGGUGCAAGGGGGUAGUUUUAGAAGAAGCCAUUUACAAUAUGACACAGAGACACUUUUAUUGACUUUUUUAGUGGUAAAUAUUUAAAUCUGGCUGUUUAAAGGAAGACAAGUUUUUUUCUGUAGGAGCCAGUUUGAUGCAUGUAUGACUUCGAUACUAACCUGUGUUAAUUUGUCGUAGUAGAAAUAAGAACGGCCGGUCCGCUUUGAAGACCGGAGCACGAGAUCGUUUAAGUAGCACCAUAGCUGCAAAAGGAAGAAAUUAUUCUUGAUUGCUUCAUUCCAACAAAGCCAUAAGUAUUCAUCCUUUAAUCGAAUUGAAGUGUGUUUCUCACCUGUAGCAGCAGCUGCCUUUGUCCCAUCUUCAGUCACUUCUAUCCUCACUUCAUGAAAAGCAUCAGACACAUAAAGACUCUCCUCCACUGCAGGAAAAACAAAAUAUGUAGUCAGCUGCCAGCAGAGCUCGAAUAACCACAGUAUCAACCUCAGCAGGAGGUAGAUUUCACUUCUUUCACUGACCUGAUAUUCCAGUGAAAUCUGCCGCCGAGGGGUUAAAGGCAUCACUAAUGCCCAUUGCAGGAAGCACAGACCUCAGGUUGAAUUUGUUCUGCAUUUUAAAUCUGUUAACAGAAAACAUAAUAUUAGUCUGUACAUCAUUUCUAUUCAGGGUCAAUCAAAAUGAAAAUACGCUCAAAGUCUGAUCCUCAAAAUCUCCCCACAGAGUGCCUGAUCUUAACCUGGGCAGGAAGAUGUCCAUCUUGGUUCUGCGCAGGCCGGUGUUCCAGGAGGUUAGGUGGCGAGCGGUGAGCUGAGACUCGAUGGAGGACAGCGGCGUCUUCCUCUCGCUGGGCAGGAUCACCUGCAGGCUCAGGGAGCGAUCCAGGUAUGGCAGCUCCAGCACCGUGUAACGCUGAUCCAACGCCGUCCUGAACUGACCUGACGAUUAAAGCAAAGUCAUCAGAUAUGUAGCAGCAGGUGGUAGCUUUGAUACUAUAAACAUCAUAUUUUAUGUCUCUGUGCAGGUAAGCUAGUCUGUAAAGAAGAGUUAAAAACCAGCACAAGACACAAAUUUUUCGUUUUUAUAAUAAAAAUUAACUUUAUUACAAGAUACAACUGUUAGCAGAAUUAUUCCAGCACUAAACUGAAUAUUUGACUAGAGAAGAAGGUCUAAAUAGAUGAAUCGCUGUUUUUUUCUUACCGAAGCUGACCUCUGUCGCCUGGUACAUCAUGGGCACCUUGAUGGCGGUCCCAUCAGAGAGGAUAAAGGGCAGGUUCUGCGUGUUGGUGAACAAGAACUGUUUUUGCCAGACGCCCCUGAACGACACCUUGUUGACCAGAGCCAUCUGCAGUCGGUUGCCCCACCACAGAGCCUCCACCUGGGGCUCACCUGACCCUGACAGCUCCCCGCUGCUGCUCCCUGACUGGAUGAGCAUCUCAUCUGAGAGGUAACAAGGAAGGGGCGAAGGUAAUUAUUUUUGUAAAAGGUUUGUAUUUUUCAGCAUCAGAGGCACAGACUAGAGAGUAGAGAUACUUGAAAUGCAGCUGUUAGUCUUUACAGUUCUCUUUAGCAUUAAUGAAUGUUACGGAGAUGGGAUCAAUAGCUGUACAUAUAUAUGGACCACAUACUUUCGUCUCUUCCCAUUGUAAGACAAAUGAAGCCAACAUACUGAAUAGAUGAGGGUCAACAUGUUGCACGAGUAACAUAUUUUUGAGGCAAGGGCAUAUUUCUGUCUGAUGGUGACAAUACACCACUUCUAAUGACCAAGAUACACAUUUAACUCAAAGCUCCUGUAAGGGACUUGUGAUUUGUAUAAAUGUUAGCGCCCCCUGUGGACAAAGCAGUCUAAGAUGAUUUUACAAAAAAAAAAAAAAAAAACACAUCCUGCUUACUUUUCAGAGUGAAAUGAAUCAUUUAUUGUGAAUAUUUUAGGUCAAAACAAAGGUGUUUCAUAAGCUGACACCUACCCUGUCAUACUGGUUUCUAACAUUAAAAACUACGAUAAAAUAAUCACAAUCUAUGUCAGUGUUUGUGACUCUUAAUGCUUAAAUUUUGGCUUCACUUUGAGGGAGCUGUUGUGCCAUCAUUGUUUAUUUGAAGUCUAUGUUUGGGAUCUAUUCACAGCACUAGAAGAUUAUUUCUUGGAUAAGAAAGAUGGAGGAGUACAUCCUCUUUACAUGUUACUUUUUCAGUUUUCUCUAAUCACAGGAAAUACACAUAUUACAAAACAAAAUUACUUUUUAGGGUGGGAAAAUAAUCUGACUUCCCUGCUUGUUAGCAGGUCAAAUCAGAGAAACCACUUCACCCAGCAAUGAAAACUAUUCCUUGUUUCUGUUUCUCAAUGCUCUGCUGUGUUCAUCAGCUUGAGGCUAAUUUAGCCUUUCUGUUUAGUCAUGGGCUGGUAGUUAAAAGCUGGUUUAUUAGUUUGUUUACUGGAAAAAGCUGCUGCUUGUGAAAUCAAGUUGACAUGAGUAGUGAAACUAAACAAACUACAGGGUGAAAUCACAGGGGAUGACACCCAUAAUGCUUUUGAAACCACAGUGCAAAUAUGCUAGUUAAGGUUUCCAGGUGCCUGAAGAGUCAGUCUGUUUCAGUUUGUCCCACUGUUACGUCCAGCUGCAUCAAAAACUACACAAUCAUGUCUCAAAUUGGACCUUUUUCUCUUGUCUAAAAGACACUAAAAAAAAAAAGUCUACCUUCCAAAUUUUUUUUUACUGAACUUACUCACACUGAUUUCAUAUUUCAUCCAGUCUGUGUAAUGAUAUGUAGAGUAUAUAAUUGUGUAAAAAUCACCUUGCUCACCGUGGUUGUGUCCCACUCGCUCCGGCUGGCUGCUGCGGCUGUUGGUCGGCUGGCUGAAGUUGGCUCUGACCACGCUGGUGUUGGCCCAGGCUGCUGCGUGUUGUGUGAACUGCGUGAGGAGUUGGACCCCGCUCUGUACGAAUAAUGUGCAGGUCUGCUGCAGCCACAUCCCCUGGCUGGUGUUGCUCUCAUCAAUCUGCGAGUGCAUCAGGAAGUCGUGUACUUGGGCGUCUGCACGGUGAGAACACAGGAAGGGUCAGGCAUGUUACAAGCUAUUAAAAGACUUUUAAAAGGAGAAAACUGUGCAGGAAAUGAGCGGUGUUAUCUUGAAAAUAAAAAAUAACAAAACAAACUGUUUAUUUCUUGGAUGUUGUUUGGAGGCAGUUUUUGUAACUAUCAUCUGCUUUGCUGUCAGCACAUUCAGACACGGUUAAUUUCACAACCUAGAAAAACUUUCUAUAACAAAGGGAUCUUUGCUAAAAUGAAUUCCUCUCUGCAGCCCCAAGCUAAUUUUUGCCGCAAAUUUAGUGAAUUUGCAACAUUUCCCUGCAGGACUGAGCACAAACAAACAAUCAUUUGAUUUAAUUUAACUCUGCCUAACAGAUUUUUUCAGGCUGGUGAGCACUGCAGCGCACGGGGAGCUUUUCAAUUUCAUACAAAAUUGUACAAACAGGAUCAGAGACAGAUUCUUUACCAACAGCACAGAGGCGAUUGGAAACAGUCAGUUGUUGCUCGGAUUUCUUUAAUGUGUAAGCUUUUUUUCUAUUCUGUCUCCUGCUGUCUGGACAUUAAGGAUUAGCAGAUUUCUACUGCAAAAACUAUAUUACUAUUGAAUUUUCUUUGCCUUUGCACUUUUAUGCUUCUUACUGACCUAAGUCAUUGAUUCAUUAAGGAUAUUUAUCAUUUAGAAAUAGCAGUGCUGUCAUUUUUUAAAACAUGGCAGCAAGGAUUAGGAUUAGUAUUAUGAGGCCAGGUGGUGUCAUGCAUUCAGGACAGGCCAUCCUCUUCAAUGUGUUUUACAGUAACAUGAUUUUAAAAAUGAUAAAUAGACAAAUAUAAAUAAAAAUGACAAAUAUUGUUUCUUUGAUUCUUGGUUAUUGUAUUGUAGUUCAGCAACACUAUUCUAUCCUGCUAUCCUGCCAGCAACCCGAUCUGACUGGAUAAAUGUCACAAGAGUAACGGCCAAUCAACACUAAAGCCUGGGUGCCACUGUCAAGCACAGAAAAGUGGUUGGAUGUUCCAGUUUCAAAGUCAUGAGUUGGAGUUUUAAGUACGUUGAAUUCUAAAUUUUGACAGAAAGAUUUUAAUUUUCACUAAAUAUAUAUUGGGUUCUAAUACUGGUCAUCAGCCUCUUAAACCGGUAAUGAUUGGUAAUGGUAUCGGCCCUAAUAUUGGUUGAGUGCCACGACAACCAUGAGCCUGAAAACUCUUUGAAACCAGCGGGUGAUAUCACUGGCACAGUUCCCCCUUAUUUUACACAGUCUAUUAUUGCUUACUUCAAACUGAGCAUUUUCAUUGAUGGUGAAGUGAAACGAGGCGACCAGGUCCACAUGGAUCAGUGCCACUCCUGAUGGAGUUUUCUGCCUCAUCACUUUUAGAGUCUAUGACGUUUUGGUUUCCAUUUAAAAGUCCUUCAAUGCAGCUGUAACCCAUUCCUUGUUCUAUUUGGUGCUGACCUCAUCUGUCAUUUUUGAUUUCCAGGCUUUCUUUUACCCUCUACUAUUGUAUCUUUAACCUCUUCAGCCUUUUUUAGACUUUUUUGCCCUCUUUUCUCUCUGUUAACCAAUUAGAGGAUUUAAAAAACUCUAGGAGUAUGAAUUUAAAUAAACUGUUGUCAAAUUUACUGAAUUCUGUCUGAGCUGCAACCUUAGCUGCACUCUGUCAUUAAGAAAAAGAAGACCACAGACUGUAUAAAACAUGGACAUAGUUUCUGCCCCUAAAGCCACGCCCUGGUUUCUGAAACAGAGUUUUGUAGCCUACUUGAAAUGCUGACUAAACUGAACUUUUGGUUCUCCUUGCAAAACACAAAAACAGUGGAGUUCAGGCCAGACUAGCCAACAUGCUAACAGCUAAUGUGCCUUCCUGACAGUAAAGUUAGCUUGGUCUCUAAUUAUGCCAAACUCCGUCCUAACCUUCAUAUCUUCCACACAAAUUAACAACAGAGAAAUGAGUGCCUCAGACCAAAAUCAUUCCUUGUACUAGCUUAUAAACAUGUUUAUUUUUGCUGCAAGGAUGGGCUUUGUUACAAUGAGUGUGUAUGUGGUUUCUGGUGUUUUUGCAGCCUGCCUCAAGUGGCCACUCAAGGAACUGCAGUUUUUCACACUUUCACAACGGCUUCAUUGCUCAAAACUGGUGACAGCUGCAUGAUAACUUAGAAAUGAAUGCAAAGCUUUCCUUUUAAAGCUGAUGCAAAUGGUUUUCAUAUGAAAGAUGACGUAUCAUAUGAAGUUAAUUUCAUGUCCUCAGUCUCCUCUGCUGAUGGAUAUUUGAGGUAACAUUAUGAAACAAACAGCAGCUGCCUCUCUUAUUUUGUUUGUAAUGAAACACAGUGACCUCUCGACCCCAAGGCCGAGCUGCA
Xyrichtys novacula (pearly razorfish) is the source of this 34209-nucleotide messenger RNA. NCBI's taxonomy places the organism in Eukaryota, Metazoa, Chordata, Actinopteri, Labriformes, Labridae. The record is from the annotation of a GenBank genome assembly.